This is a messenger RNA of Diaporthe batatas, 1206 nucleotides long. Its product is annotated as 8-oxo-dGTP diphosphatase. The transcript has 4 exons. Gene Ontology annotation, molecular function: acetyl-CoA hydrolase activity; coenzyme A diphosphatase activity. The record is from RefSeq and is a predicted model, not a curated record. The coding region runs from base 1 to 1206 and encodes 401 amino acids. Gene Ontology annotation, biological process: coenzyme A catabolic process. Lineage: Eukaryota; Fungi; Ascomycota; Sordariomycetes; Diaporthales; Diaporthaceae.
AUGAACGGCACCAGAGAGGAUCAAGGACACCACGACGCAAACGCAGCUCCCACCGAGGCCGAGGUGCAGGCAGUUGUGCAGAGCAUCAGAGACGCAUCCGGUGCCACAAGUGUAGCGACUACGUCAUCGCCGUCGCCAGGACUACACAGACCCCAGGACCCGACCCCUUCACAACCACCACAGCCAGGCGAGUUCGACGCCGGCGAAUACUGGGACCUGGCAAGCAUGGCGCCGUUGAAUCAAGUGUCACGGGCCGCCAUCGCCCGCCUCCGCGCCUACAAGCCGCCGCCCUUCCCCUUGUGGGACAAGCUGCCCCUCAGCCGGAGGGCGGCGGUGCUCAUUCUUCUGUAUGCGGACCGCCAGGGUGACCUGCGCGUCGUGCUCACCAUGCGGGCGGCGAGCCUGAGGAGCUUUUCUGGCCAUGCAGCCUUCCCUGGUGGCAAGGCAGAUACCUUGGAAGAGACCCCGUACCAGAUAGCCCGGCGCGAGGCCUGGGAGGAGAUCGGCCUCCCCAUCGACGACAAUAAGAUCCCAAGGCCCUUCCGGAUCGAGCACCUGUGCUGUCUCCCCCACAGCCUGGCCAAGACGGAGCUGGCGGUGCGUCCCUGCGUGGCACUGUUGCACUCGGGCGACGACGACGAGGCCGACGAGCCCAACCGGGCCAGGCCGCCGUCCCCGACCGUCGACGAAAGCCUCAUGCCGCGUUUGGAUGCCAAGGAGGUGGCGGCUGUCUUCUCGGGCCCACUGCACAACUUCCUGCUGGGCGAGGACGAGGUGCUGCCCGGCGACGGCGAGGCGCGGAGGCGGGCGCUCCUUCCAAAAGGGAAAUGGUACGAAGGCCGGUGGGCCGAGUUUCACGAAGCGCCGUGGCGCGUGCACUACUUCUACGUGCCUGUCAACCACCAGCGCGUGACCAAGCCCAGGGUGCGCGAGGGCGGGCUGGCGGCCAUCGCUGAGCAGCUUGAGGACGAGGACGAGGACGCAGGGCGUUACAUGGUGUGGGGGAUGACCGGUCGGAUGCUGGUGGACGCCGCACGGGUCGCGUACGCGCGAGAGCCCGAGUUCGAGCACAAUAAGCAUUUUGGCGACGAGGCCAUCAUUGAGCGGCUGUCCGCCUCGGGCAGGCUCACGGAGAAGAAGAGGCCUGCCCAAGUGGACCUUGCACAGCACGAGGCAAAAAAGGCCAAGGACGGGGGCAGGAUGUGA